CUUCGAAACAAAAAAAUGGCGCAACCUAAAGAAGUCGCCGGCUACAAGCUCGGAAAGCUGAUCAUCGAGGGCAAGACGAAGCGGGUGUUCGACCUCCCAGAGGACCCUGGACACUGCCUGUUGAUCAACAAAGACCGCAUCACAGCCGGCGAUGGAGUCAAGGCCCACGAUCUCGAGGGCAAGGCAGCCAUCUCCAAUCAGACCAAUGCUAAGGUCUUCGAGAUUCUUAAGGCUGCUGGUAUAAAGACGUCCUUCGUCAAGCUAGUCUCCCCUACAACUUUCCUCUCCAAGAAGUGCGAGAUGGUCCCCAUCGAGUGGGUGACCCGUCGCCUAGCAACCGGCUCCUUCCUCAAGAGGAACGAGGGUGUUCCCGAGGGCUUCAGGUUCACGCCGCCGAAGCAGGAGACCUUCUUCAAGGACGACGCCAACCACGACCCGCAGUGGUCUGAGGAGCAAAUUGUGUGCGCGAACUUUAAGAUCAACGGGCUUACUAUUGGUCAGGAUGAGGUGGAUUACAUGAGGAAGUGCACCAUCCUGGUGUUCGAGAUCCUGGAGAAGGCGUGGGCGCUCCGCGACUGCGCUCUCAUCGAUAUGAAGAUCGAGUUCGGAGUAGACAGUGAAGGCAACAUCCUCUUGGCUGACGUGAUCGAUUCUGACUCGUGGAGGCUCUGGCCCUCAGGCGACAAGAGGCUCAUGGUUGACAAACAGGUAUACAGAAAUCUGACCAACGUCACCGCGGCCGACCUCGACACAGUCAAGCGUAACUUCACCUGGAUCAAGGACCAGUUGGACCACUUGAGGCCGACCAUCCACCACAAGGUGGUGGUGUUCAUGGGCUCACCCGCCGACCAGGAGCAUUGCUUGAAGAUCGCCAAAGCGGCGCGCGAGCUCGGGCUCGACGUGGACCUCCGCGUGACCUCCGCCCACAAGGCCACCGAGGAGACCCUGCGCAUCAUGCAGCAGUACGAGGACACGCACGGAGCCCUGGUGUUCAUCGCCGUGGCCGGCCGCUCCAACGGGCUCGGGCCCGUGCUGUCCGGCAACACGUCCUACCCCGUCAUCAACUGCCCGCCGCCCGCCGAGCGGCUACCACAGGACAUCUGGUCCUCUCUCUCCGUGCCCUCCGGCCUCGGGUGCGCCACGGUGAUCUACCCCGACAGCGCCGCGCUCAUGGCGGCGCAGAUCAUCGGCCUCCAGGACUACCUCGUGUGGGGCCGGCUCCGCGCCAAGCAGCUCGACAUGGCAGCCGGCCUCCGCCAGGCCGACAAGAAACUGAGAGGCCUUUGAAUA
Molecule: messenger RNA, 1290 nt
Organism: Cydia amplana
Lineage: Eukaryota; Metazoa; Arthropoda; Insecta; Lepidoptera; Tortricidae
Gene: Paics
Product: bifunctional phosphoribosylaminoimidazole carboxylase/phosphoribosylaminoimidazole succinocarboxamide synthetase
Exons: 8
Coding region: 16-1287 (423 amino acids)
Biological process (GO): 'de novo' IMP biosynthetic process
Cellular component (GO): cytosol
Molecular function (GO): phosphoribosylaminoimidazolesuccinocarboxamide synthase activity
Source: RefSeq, a predicted model, not a curated record